Messenger RNA from Dictyostelium discoideum AX4, 246 nucleotides. RefSeq names its product hssA/2C/7E family protein. The transcript is spliced from 2 exons. The record is from RefSeq and is a predicted model, not a curated record. Lineage: Eukaryota; Evosea; Eumycetozoa; Dictyosteliales; Dictyosteliaceae. Bases 1 to 246 code for a protein of 81 amino acids.
AUGUCUUUAUUAUCUGCCUUAACCUCAAUUUCAAAACCAAUGAACACUUCAUCUAAAUCAAGUGUAUCAUCAAAGAAUGCUUCUGGUUUAUCAAUGGGUUCAAAUUCAAUUGCAUGUGGUUCAUGUGGUGGUGGUAGUUAUGGUUAUCCAGGUGCUGGUUUACUUGCAAUUGUCGAUGUCAAUGUAAACAUUGAUAUUGAUAUCAAUCUCAGUGCAACCAGAAGUUAUUCAUGUGGUUGUAAUUAA